Neurospora tetrasperma FGSC 2508 is the source of this 983-nucleotide messenger RNA. RefSeq lists its product as uncharacterized. Bases 73 to 786 code for a protein of 237 amino acids. Gene Ontology annotation, cellular component: nucleus; cytoplasm. The transcript has 4 exons. Gene Ontology annotation, molecular function: protein binding. The record is from RefSeq and is a predicted model, not a curated record. Lineage: Eukaryota; Fungi; Ascomycota; Sordariomycetes; Sordariales; Sordariaceae.
CUCGAUUCAAUCGACUUUCUGGUUGGCUUUGAGUCCUAUACUACUAUUACAUAAUUCAUCUGCUUGAUCAAUAUGGCAGAAGACAAGUUUGCGAUUCACGCUGCCGCCCGGGAGGGUAAAGUGUCCGUCGUCGAGUCUCUGCUCAACGCCAACCCCAAGCUCGCUCAACGCAAGGACGACGAUGGCCGUCUCCCCAUCCACUGGGCCUGUUCCUACAACCGCAAGGAAGUCGUUGAGCUACUCGUGAACCAAAAGGGCUUUGAUCCCGAUGUUGAAGACGACAUGGGCUGGACCCCCUUCAUGAUCUCCGCCUCAGUCAAAGACUCCGACGCCAUAAUCGACCUCCUCCUCGCCCGCGGCGCCGACAUCAACCAAACCAACCACCAAUCGCAAACCGCCCUACACUUCAUCGCCUCCAAAAACAACAUCGACCUCGCGCGCAAGCUUUUGUCUCCAGACAUGAAACCCAAGCCUGCCUCGGUCCGGGUCAAGGACAAACGGGGGCAAUACCCCUUGCACCGCGCCGCGGCUAUUGGGUCGGUGCCAAUGAUCAAUCUUUUGUUGCAACACAAGUCGCCGAUCAACGCCAGCGACAACGCGGGGUAUACGCCGCUGCAUCAUGCAGUGGCCGAGGGACAUGGGCAUGCGGCUGUUGCGUUGUUGAAGGCCGGAGCGGAGACGGACAAGAAAGAUAUGGAUGGGUAUCUGGCGUUGGAUCUGGCGCCGGAUAAGGACGUGAGGAGGUUUAUUGAGAAAGAGGCAGAGAAGGAGGGGAUUGAACUUUAGGUUACCUCGUUUGUAGGUGCAGGUUGGGGGUAGGUGUGGCGAAGAUGACAUGACGAGGAGAAUGAGCGUUGACUUGAGUUGCUCCGAAGAAAGGGAAAGGCAUAUGAGGAAGUGGUUUACACAAAGUUGUGAUACCUUGAGCUAACCCAAUAUCUAUGGACAUCAAGAUCCAAAAUAUUUGAAACAUCCUUAUUCAC